Camelina sativa (false flax) is the source of this 1828-nucleotide messenger RNA. The record is from RefSeq and is a predicted model, not a curated record. NCBI's taxonomy places the organism in Eukaryota, Viridiplantae, Streptophyta, Magnoliopsida, Brassicales, Brassicaceae.
CACUAUUGCGAUUUAUGUGUUGAUAUACGACGAACUUCAGCAUCCGAAUCAGUGGUUAGGGGUAUUAUUGAAUUUGUGUUCAUUUCGUUGCUCUCGCGAUAUAACUUUAUCAGCAUUGUAUCAAAUGAGUGAGCUAAUGGAGAAGAAAUUUACUUGGGUUUCGAGAAAAUUAACAACUGUGCUAGAUGAUAAGUGUUACUCUCACCCCUUCAAGCUCGCCGGCUGCGAUUGGCGUCUUCUUGCUUCUCCCAGGGGAUGUAACAACAGUUACUUGUCCUUGUAUCUGGAACUUGAUGAUCCUGCUUCUUUGCCAUCAGGAUGGAGAAGAGAUGUGAAAUUGCGCCUCACUCUUGUCGAUAAGGGUUGGCGUAGAUCCAACAAAGCAUUAGGAGGGCAAUAUAGUUUUGAUGCAAAGAAUCACAGUUGGGGUUUUGAAGAGUUCUUGCCCCUUGAUAAACUUCUUGAUCCAUGUGAGAGAUAUAUGGUGAGUUACAGACUCAUUAUCCUCGCUGAAGUACAAGUUCUUCCGGCUAUUGUUGUACCAGAGGAACCUGUCAAGAUUAUUGAACCUCUGAGCAGUAAAGAAGGAAAUCAAGUCUCUGACACAUCGUUCAGCAAAUCUCAGGGGCAUUCUUCUUGCCAAGUGGCGGAAGCUACUGAGUAUGCAUCUAAAGAGAAUUUUGAUGAUGAUGAUGAUGCAUCUGAAGAGGGUAUGGAUGAUGAUGAUGCAUUUGAUGAGGGUUCAGAUGAAGAUGAUGCAUCUGUAGAGGGUUCACGUAGAUGAUGAUGAUGAUGAUGCGUCAUCUCCUGUUUCAGAUGAUGGAGGGAUGGACAUAAGUUCUUUGAGCCAAUCAAAUGCUUCGGAGGAUGUUUCUCGUUCAGUGGGAAUUUAUGGAAUAAGCUCUACCAGUGUGGCAGCUGACACUGAGUUUUCCAACUCUGAUAAUGAUGAUGCACCUAAAGAAGAUGUCGAUGAUGAUACUUCAUCUUUUGUUUCAAAUGAUAGUGCUAGAAACCGGAGUUCCCUAGACCAGGUUAAGUCCUUGGAGGAUGCCUCUCAGACAGCUGACAAUGGUGGUAGGGGGCUUACCAUGGCAUCUGUUACUGGGACUUCUGAUAAUAUGCUUACGGAGACUCGACCAGUAAAGGAAACGAUGGACGUCAAUGGGUUUGGGGUUUUCUCUUCCCAGGUUGAAUCGGUAAGCCAUAUCUUCAAAAGACACCCAGACAUGGCUAUAGGCUUCCGUCCAAAGAACCAACAGAUCAGAAGAGCUUACAUGGGUGCACUCCUUAGCCUCAUCAAGAUGCUGUGCCAGUCACCAGAGAAGCUCUCAGAGGAUGAUCUAAGCAAUGCUGAUGACACACUUGUUGAUUUGAUUGAUGCUGGCUUUAUGUUGGAUUGGCUGAAGACAAAGCUGGAUGAGGUCUCUCAGAAGAAAAAGAUAGAGCAGGGUAGUGGGGCCCGGAUACAAACAAUGGAGGAACAGUUGCAGAAGCUGAAGCGAUUGUUCUUGGAUCUUGAAUCUCAGCUGCAGAAGGAAAAAGUGGAGGCUUUGGUUGCGAGAGCUCCUCUCUCGUUCAACGAUGUUGUUUGCUGAUUUGUUAGGAUUAUUGUGGCCUUGUUAGGAUUUGGACCAUAACUCCAUUUUCUCUGCUUUUGGGGAUUCAAGGUUUGCUUUUACUCUGCUACAAAAUAAAUACAGGGAAGGAUUCACAGGCAGGAGUGGAGGAGAUGGAGACUAGAGUAUACUCUAGCUUAGAUCAUAUUUCCUAAGCGAUAUUAUAAAAACUCUUCUUGGGAAUCAAUGAUAGAGAAAAGUAAUUCUUG